Molecule: messenger RNA, 360 nt
Organism: Jaculus jaculus (lesser Egyptian jerboa)
Lineage: Eukaryota; Metazoa; Chordata; Mammalia; Rodentia; Dipodidae
Product: synaptosomal-associated protein 23-like
Exons: 1
Coding region: 1-360 (119 amino acids)
Biological process (GO): exocytosis; synaptic vesicle priming; synaptic vesicle fusion to presynaptic active zone membrane
Cellular component (GO): plasma membrane; synaptobrevin 2-SNAP-25-syntaxin-1a-complexin I complex
Molecular function (GO): syntaxin-1 binding; SNAP receptor activity
Source: RefSeq, a predicted model, not a curated record
AUGGAUAAGCUGUCACCAGAAGAAAUUCAGCUGAGGGCUCACCAAGUUACUGAUGAGUCUCUGGAAAGUAGGAGGAGAAUCCUGGGUUUAGCCAUUGAGUCUCAGGAUGCAGGAAUCAAGACCAUAACUCUACUGGAUGAGCAGGGGGAACAAUUAAACCACAUAGAAGGCAUGGACCAAAUAAAUAAAGACAUGAGAGAUGCUGAGAAGACUUUGACAGAACCCAACAAGUGCUGUGGACUCUGCAUAUGCCCUUGUAAUCGAACAAAGAACUUUGAGUCUGGAAAGGCCUAUAUGGCAAUGUGGGGAGAUGGUGGAGGCAAUUCACCUAACAGUGUUGUUUUGAAGCAACCAGGCUGA